Molecule: messenger RNA, 1206 nt
Organism: Lottia gigantea (owl limpet)
Lineage: Eukaryota; Metazoa; Mollusca; Gastropoda; Lottiidae
Exons: 7
Coding region: 104-556 (150 amino acids)
Biological process (GO): fucose metabolic process
Molecular function (GO): racemase and epimerase activity, acting on carbohydrates and derivatives; fucose binding
Source: RefSeq, a predicted model, not a curated record
CUGAAGUUCAUUAAAACUUGAUCAAUUUAUGCUAAAAUUUACAUUUCUGCAAUUAUAUUUGAUUUAGGUUCAUUUUACAGUAAAAAAUUUAUAGACUGGAAAUAUGCCUCUGAAGAAGAUACCUAAUGUAAUAUCACCAGAUUUGUUACAUGUAUUAGCUCAAAUGGGACAUGGUGAUGACAUAGUUUUUGCUGAUGCUCAUUUUCCAUCCAAUUCAGUGGCUAAAGCUCAAGGUGCUAUAUUGGUCAGAUGUGAUGGCUUGUCGAUUCCUCCAUUGUUAGAAGGUGUGUUAGAAUUAUUCCCCUUGGAUCCAUAUGUUGCUCAACCUGCAGGGGUUAUGGAUCCAGUACCAUCAGAUAAAGAAAAGGGUAUUAAAGUUCCAGUAUGGGAUAAAUACCAAGAAAUAAUAAACAAAGCAGAGGGAAAGGAGAUAUCCUUUGAAAAAAUAGAAAGGUUUGAAUUUUAUGAGAGAGCUAAAAAAGCAUUUGCUGUUGUACAUACUGGUGAAACUGCAAUUUAUGGUAAUCUUAUAUUGAAGAAAGGAUUAGCAUUAUAAUAUUGUGAUGUUAACAUAAUUGUGAUAAUUGUGAUGUUAAUUGAGCUAUGACAUUUGGGAUAUUAAUGCGGUGAUAAUUGGAUAAUCAAGAAUUUUUCAAGUGUUUGUGGUCUUUUAAACACAUUUGAUAGAUAUUUUUUUUUAUAUCUUAUUUUUUUGUGUGUAAAUUUGUGCUCUUGAUUUUAUCACUAUAAUGGGAUUAUUUUAUAUUACAACAAUAUAACUGGGCAAUUUGUCAUUUGCAACACCCAAUUUAUACACCCACUAAGAAAUGUAGCACCUUCUUGUCAACAAUCCAGUCUCCAUUGUUAACAUUUGCUUGUAAACACUCUUUUAGGCACAAUCAAUCAAGAAGGACGCAUUCUGUGUCACUUUUUAUGAAACUUGGUGAAAUAUUUAAUAUCACCCAAGAAAGAAACAAAAAUAUUUAAGUUAGUUAUUGGCGUUGAUUUCACUAUCAUUAAGGUAUAAACUCAACUGAAUUUCAAUGAUAUUACUGAGGUAUAUUUAACAUGAGUUAUUUGAGUUGUUAUGCAAAAAGGUGUAGGCCUACAGUUCUUGUCAAUUUUCUUAAAUCCCUAUGGAAAUGGUUUAUUAUGUUUUAUUAUGGAUGAACUGAUUGGAAUUAAAAAAGAUUAUAAUUUAAUGUU